Molecule: messenger RNA, 1427 nt
Organism: Prunus dulcis (almond)
Lineage: Eukaryota; Viridiplantae; Streptophyta; Magnoliopsida; Rosales; Rosaceae
Product: 50S ribosomal protein L1, chloroplastic
Exons: 7
Coding region: 59-1126 (355 amino acids)
Biological process (GO): translation
Cellular component (GO): large ribosomal subunit
Molecular function (GO): RNA binding; structural constituent of ribosome
Source: RefSeq, a predicted model, not a curated record
AUAUGGAUAGAUAGCAAUUUUCCAAAGGCUUCAUUUGCAGAGACACAGAGCUCCAACAAUGGCUACUAGUACCACACCCUCAUCCCUCAUGCUAACGUACGCCUCCUCCUCUGUGCACCCACAAGACUUCACUCCGUCGCUCGUCUCCUUCAAGCCCAAGCCGCUCUUUAAAACUUUUUGUCUCUGCCCACUGGUUUUGAGGCCUAGAGAGAGAAGACCAAGCAAGUGGGUCAAUUUGAGUUUGUUAAAGGAAGCCAAGUCUGAGCCUUACCCUGUCGCAGCGGCUGCUUUGACUGCUGAGGCAGAGGUGGCUGAGGAUGUGGCUGAGGAUGAAGAAGUAAAAGGCGAUAGUUCUGUUACUGUUGCUGUUCCAAAGCCCAAGAAAGGGAAGGCCGCAUUGCUUUUAAAGAGGGACAGAACAAGGUCCAAAAGAUUCUUGGAAAUUCAGAAAUUGAGGGAAACCAAAAAAGAGUAUGAGCUGCAACCAGCAAUAGCUUUACUGAAAGAAAUGACCAAUACAAAAUUUGUAGAAACUGCUGAAGCUCAUUUCCGCCUCAAUAUUGACCCAAAAUAUAAUGACCAACAGCUAAGGGCAACUGUAAACCUGCCCAAGGGAACCGGACAGACUGUUAAAGUGGCUGUUCUUACUCAAGGUGAAAGGUUUGACGAAGCAAAAAGUGCUGGAGCAGAUUUGGUUGGUGGAGAUGAUUUGAUACAACAGAUAAAAGAAGGAUUCAUGGAAUUUGACAAGUUAAUUGCUUCACCAGAUAUGAUGCCCAAGGUCGCUAGUCUAGGAAAGAUUCUAGGACCACGAGGGCUCAUGCCAAAUCCGAAAGCUGGUACUGUAACGCCUAAUAUACCUCAGGCCAUAGCAGAAUUCAAGCAGGGGAAAGUGGAAUACAGAGCAGAUAAAACUGGUAUAGUUCAUUUACGUUUUGGAAAAGCUGACUUUCCUGAGGAAGACCUUCUCGUAAACUUGCUUGCCACAGUGAAAUCGGUAGAAACAAAUAAGCCACCAGGUGCGAAGGGUGUUUACUGGAAAAGUGCACAUAUAUGCUCAUCAAUGGGUCCUUCGAUUCGGUUAAAUAUAAGGGAGAUGCUCGAUUUCAAGCUUCCAACAAAUUGAAGAAUAUUAACACCUGUACAUGUCUUUAAAUUGUUCAUUCAGCCUCUUAGGUGCCACUGUCAAAACUUUGCGAAUGUAGUUUGUAAAGAUGGUAGGAGAGUAAGGGGAUGAAGAGAGAGAGAGAGAGGGUGACCGUGAUGUUGUAUCUUGGUUGAGACUGUCCCAUAAAGAGAGCAUAUUACAGUCUCAUCUACCCUGAGUGAGUGAGAAAGGCCAUGUACUAAUUUUGUGAUCAAUAUUAUCAACUCAUCACUUAUUUUUAUUUUUUUUUAAUCAAUGAGGGAGAUUUUACUGUCGUGUA